AUGAGAUACUUGAAAUGGCUCUUCAACCGCUGUUUUUCCCAACGUUCCGUUUUUUUGGCCUUUCUGGGGCUGGCCGUCAUAGUUUUGUGUAUGCACGUCCUACCUGCGGUUGAUUUGCAUUAUCAAUUUAGAAGAGGUAACCCUUUUCGUGAUGGUUAUAGGGGCCCAUUCAAAUCAGUUUGCGGUCACCAUGCUGAUCGAAGAGGUCCACAUCAAAAAGUCAUUAGCUAUUCAUUUUACGGCAACUUAUCAUCGCCAGUUUUUGCUAGCAAAUAUUUAAAAUACUUUAACGAGACACUCCAAAGCGUUCCUACGGCCUAUCCAGGCUGGGUGGUGAGGAUUUAUCACAAUCUAACGAUGGACAAUGAUGAAGGAUGGAAAAUCCUUGAGAACAGCAUAGCUUUCGCAGACCAUAUUGAUCUCUGCAAUGCAACUGAGGUGAUCAAGAAACUUAAUUUGGCCGACUUGUUUGCCAUGACAUGGCGCUGGCUACCGUUACUGGACGAGAUGGUGGACAUGUUAAUGUCUCGUGACUCGGACACUGCGAUCAUAACUCGUGAAGAGGACGCCGUUCGUGAAUGGCUGGCUAGCGACCGAAAUUUUCACCUCAUGAGAGACCAUCCUCAUCACUGCGUAACCUUCCUUGGAUGUUGCUGGGGAGUGAAAAUGAUCCAAUAUCGUCCGAUAAUUGUCGACGCAGCGCAGAAAAUGUUUCAUGAAAAUCAUCAGCACGAGUACGACUAUGACCAAAAAUUACUAAACAGACUCUUUUGGCCAAUAGCUCCAACUAGCAUGAUAGCUCACGAUAGCUUCUGCUGUGAAAAAAUCCCGCAUAGUAAGCCAUUUCCGACGGAGAGGAAAGAUGGCCUUUUUGUCGGCAGGCGAAUGUAUACAACGGAUAUAUUGGAAACUCCAUGUCCACAAAAAUGUCGCCCAACAAAUACCACGUCCGAGUGGACCUAUUGCUAAAAGGACACAUCAUCUAUACAAUGGACGUCUGUUGUAUCUUUUUCUUUCCAGUUUGAAUUACUUUUGAAAUUUCCUCCUUCAAUUUUUCUUUUUACCGAUUACCUGCCAAUUAAUGCGUUGUUCUUAAGAGUUUGUUCGUUUUCCCCUCCUCUCCAUGAUAGUACAUCUUUGUAAACAAGAAGAUUGCCAAUAACAACACCCAAUGAAGAGCACCAAUGGACAACCUGGAUUCCACCAGUCGACAUUCCGCAUCAAAUCGAUCCAAAAAUUAUCCGAUGAAGAACUGUUGUACUGCUGUGUGGUAAAACAAGAGAAAUUUCAGGCAGUCCCGCUAGACAUCGGACAUG
Molecule: messenger RNA, 1316 nt
Organism: Daphnia carinata
Lineage: Eukaryota; Metazoa; Arthropoda; Branchiopoda; Diplostraca; Daphniidae
Exons: 5
Coding region: 1-969 (322 amino acids)
Source: RefSeq, a predicted model, not a curated record